Messenger RNA from Thrips palmi, 1349 nucleotides. Its product is annotated as guanine nucleotide-binding protein G(s) subunit alpha isoforms XLas-like. The transcript is spliced from 7 exons. NCBI's taxonomy places the organism in Eukaryota, Metazoa, Arthropoda, Insecta, Thysanoptera, Thripidae. The coding region runs from base 111 to 1349 and encodes 412 amino acids. The record is from RefSeq and is a predicted model, not a curated record.
CAACCAACGUGGCUGGGGGAGAAACCCAUGGCAAAGCCACUUCAAGCGAGGGCGCAGCUGCUGGACCUGUCCUUGCGGCUAAUGGUGCAACUACAGCUACCGCUGGUGCGAUGACUUUUACCAUUAACUUCAACAUAUCAGGUGCUAGCUCAACAUUUCUUCCACAGCUCUUUGGUCAAUUCAUGAACCAGAGGGCUCUGUGUGAGACUGCCAAACAGAAUGAAUUUCAGUCUGCCCGAGUAGUGGAGAUUGAUUCUGCCCCAGUGGAGAUUGAUUCUGCCCCAGUGGAGAUUGAAUCUGCCCCAGUGGAGAUUGAAUCUGCCCCAGUGGAGAUUGAAUCUGCCCCAGCAGUCGAAGAAAUUGAGCCGGCUUGUGUGGUUGUUGAUGAGCCCGAAGUUACUUCCACUGAGCCUGCGGAGGUUGUUGACCUUUGCCGGUCACCAAGUCCCGAUUUCAGCUUCUUGCAAGAUUUCUCUGAUAAUGAAGAAGCUGCUGUUGAUGAUCCUGACGAGGACGAUUUCCUCCCUUCUCGGAACAUACGAAUGCCUUCGCCGCCUUUGUGUCCUCGUCCGAAGAGAUCACUGUCUCUCUCUGGGCGAAGUGAUGGAAAACGGCCAAUGCUUGCAUCUAACUACAGAUUUGGUCACUCAUCUCAGCAGUCUACCAGUAUUGCUGUGAACAGCUUGGCCCAGGCUAAGGCCCUGGCAUCCAGUAGUGCCAGCAACUCUGCGAGAAGGACUUCUGAGUCUGCUAUGAGUUCUACAGAGCAAGGGAACUUAGUGCAGGCCAGGGCUGCCAUUGCAUCCACGUCUACAGCUGGGUCAGCAGGUCGCAGCUUCAAGCCUGACAACUUGGCCAUGGCAAGAGCUGCUAUGUCAUCAGCUUCUGGGUCGGGUACUCAGUCUGAAACUACUGGCAUGGCAUCAGCUUCUUCUGCUUCUGCAAGCAGCAGUAGGCCGCUGGACGUGAGCAGGGCCAGAGCUGCAAUGGUGGCGAUGGCGCAGUGGCGCCCAAGAACUGCCCCAGCUGCCGCCCCAGCUGCCUCUGCUCAAGCAGCCGCUGGAGCAGCCCCAGCUAUUGAAGAAGCCGCAGCUCCCGAUGAAGCAGCCCCAGCCCCUGGUGCUCCGAACAACCCUGAGCCACCCCAGCGGUCUGGUAUCUGCUCAGUUUGCCUAGAGAAGGAGGUGGAGGCAAUGCUGCGCUGCAAGCAUUUGUUUUGCAUUCCAUGCUUGCAAGCGUUAAAAGCUCAUGCUUUUAAUUGUUGUACUGCUGCCCUUCUGUACUUAUGGGUUGUUCUACCUUUGUUUGUUUUUGUAAUGACUUUUCUACAUGAUGGUUUUUCUCAAUAA